UGGCCACAUCAAUCGAUCUUUUCUCAGUUUUCUCGUCAGCUGAUUAGAUUGUUAAAUUUUGAUGUUUGCCGAUGGUUCCUCUCUUGAGUUUUAAUUUCUUCUACUUUAAUAUACAUGGCGAAGUAUUGCUGAAUACGAAUCGAAUAAGCAAAACUAAAAUAAAGGUAAACCAUGAUAGAUAGUUUAUUAUCAAAAUAACACUUAAUUUUAUCGUAGUUUUUGAAGAAUAAACUUGUAGUUAUCUAUGAGUCAAUUUUAUCAUAUAACUUUUCAAUUGUUUUUUAACGUAACGUAACUUCUCUCUCAAACCACUUAACGUAAAAGUUCGUAAUUAUCACUUGUUUAUAUUUUGUUCUGCGCUGAAUUUAUUAUAAAUAUCUCGACAUAACAUAACGUAGCAUUAUAAUUUACAAAAUGAAUAAUCCCACCAAUCUUGAUGUUAUUGUUGAACUAUCAAGAGUUGACGACGCUCCGGAAGCUGGCGAAAAUUCCAAAAAAUGUCGUAACCGUGUCAAAUGUGAAGAGGUGUCUUUCACAUGCCACUAUUGUGAUAAACUGUACUUCGAGAAGAAGGAGCUUCGCAGCCAUAUCGCACGUCAUAUGAAAAAUGACAAUAAACUCAAGUGCGAAGUUUGCAAUAUCGGCUUUUCCCGCAGAAGUUACCUGGCAGAGCACGUCAACAUCCACAAUGGACAAAAACCAUUCUCGUGCUACUACUGCGGUAAGUUGUUUUCUUUACGAUGUAACCUAGUUAGACACACCAGGAUUCACACCGGCGAGAAACGUUUCCCUUGCGACCAAUGCGACAAGAAGUUCAUCUUGAAGAAGAAUCUUAUCGAGCAUCAAAGAACGCACACAGGCGAAAAACCAUUCAAGUGUAAAACCUGCGAUAGAUUGUUUGGCCGACGAAGUAGCCUUGUCAGACAUGUCCGCACCCACACCGGAGAGAAAAAAUACGUUUGUAACAUCUGUAACAAAACUUUUGCCUGGAAGUAUUACCUCCAGCGGCAUAUGCCAAUUCACUUGAGAGGUAGGCGUAGACGUAGAGCAGCUGAACCUAAAGUUGUCAACGUGAACAUAUACAUGCAAAACGCAUUACAAGAGAUGAUGAGUCCUGAAGAAUACGAAAUUCUUACUACGAAAGAGCUAGUUGUAGUCUGCGAUCGUGUAUAAUUGAUCAACGUGUAUAUUGGAUCAUCGUAAGGUUCGGGAUUUUACACCUGCCGAUAUGUUUACGUGUAUUUUUGCUAUUGUUAAUUUUUACGUUUUCCCCCUUUCACGUGGUUAUAUUUUUAAAUAUUUAUUUUACUUAUCGAUACGUGUUUUAAUGUGCAUUUCUGUUAUAAUUUUAUACCUAUUUUUUCCUCGAACUUGGAAUCUAUUUUAUACGUCGAUGUUUUUCUCUUUUUUCUCCUUUUUUUAUUUCAUAAUUAUUAUUUUACUUAUUGAAAAUUCGCUUUCUUCUAUACGUCUUUUAUUUUAUUUUUAAAUUGCUGGAUUUUACUUUCAACUGGUGUUUUUGAAAACGAUUAAAAUUUGUAAUUAGUUUCUUACAAAAUUUCAUUUUUUUUUGUCUAAGGUGAUUGUCCCUCUAAUCAUCACUUAAUCGAAUAAAGCUGAUAUUUAUUCGUGUUUAUUUGGAUAAAUGUUAUUGCGUGCGAAUUUAUUUUUAAAUACCGAUACGCUCGUAUUUGUGAUUGAUGUUUUUUUUGGUUUAUUUGUGAUUUUUCGAUAAUUGUUACCCAUACGGUUAUUUGUUAUGUCUACUGUAUUAUUAAUUGUAAUAAAUGUGUGUUCUCAUCGA
Planococcus citri (citrus mealybug) is the source of this 1804-nucleotide messenger RNA. RefSeq names its product gastrula zinc finger protein XlCGF9.1-like. The record is from RefSeq and is a predicted model, not a curated record. NCBI's taxonomy places the organism in Eukaryota, Metazoa, Arthropoda, Insecta, Hemiptera, Pseudococcidae. Gene Ontology annotation, molecular function: DNA-binding transcription factor activity, RNA polymerase II-specific; RNA polymerase II cis-regulatory region sequence-specific DNA binding. The transcript is spliced from 2 exons. Gene Ontology annotation, biological process: regulation of transcription by RNA polymerase II. Gene Ontology annotation, cellular component: nucleus. The coding region runs from base 415 to 1173 and encodes 252 amino acids.